Messenger RNA from Acanthochromis polyacanthus (spiny chromis), 2549 nucleotides. RefSeq names its product protocadherin alpha-8-like. The transcript has 2 exons. The coding region runs from base 180 to 2549 and encodes 789 amino acids. Gene Ontology annotation, biological process: homophilic cell-cell adhesion. The record is from RefSeq and is a predicted model, not a curated record. Gene Ontology annotation, cellular component: plasma membrane. Gene Ontology annotation, molecular function: calcium ion binding. Lineage: Eukaryota; Metazoa; Chordata; Actinopteri; Pomacentridae.
CCUCCCCUAAGACAGCUUUUGUUUGGUACCUCGCAGCAGAGCAUACGUCUGAUUUCCGCCUGUGAGUCAGACGAGACUGUAUCCAGUGUUUUUGAGAGAUGCGUUCCUAAACAGCUUGGAUAUACACAUUGUAUUUGCAGAAACAGUUUAUUGUGUGUAUAUAUAUAUUCUGGAUAACAAUGGGGAAGGAAAAACGACGUCACUCGAGGGACUAUUGUUCCGUUUUUUAUUUGGCCGUACUGCUGAUUUGCGGGAAGCAGUCUGUGGCUGAAUUGAGGUACUCGAUCCCAGAAGAGACGAAAGAAGGGACAGCUGUUGGGAAUGUUGCAAAGGACCUCGGUUUGGACAAAAGCUCUUUGAUUGAUCGACGGUUCCGUGUUGUGUCGGGAUCUAAGGACGUAUUUUUCGAGUUAAAUCCCGACAAUGGAGUCUUACAGGUCCGGGAAAAAAUCGACAGAGAGGAGCUGUGUCAGGGAAGCGGUGCAUGCACGAUGGAGCUAAAAAUUCUGGUAGAAAACCCGUUAGAAAUACACUAUGUAGUUGUAGAAAUUACAGAUGUAAACGAUCAUUCUCCCAGUUUUUCUGAAAAGGAACAGAUGUUUCAGAUAUUUGAACAUACACCUCCGGGUACAAGAUUUGAACUGCACGCAGCCCGUGAUUUGGAUGCUGGAAUAAACUCCAUCCGCACAUAUACAAUAACGUCAAACGAUCACUUUGAUAUCGAUAUUAGUCCAAGUGAUGAGGACAAAAUGCCAUUUUUAGUGCUAAAGAAGUCCUUAGACAGAGAGAAAAAGAAUAAACAUCUGCUAUUUGUAACAGCAGUUGAUGGAGGUAAACCUCCAAGAUCAGGGACACUGAACGUUUCUAUUAUUGUUCUUGAUGUUAAUGAUAAUCGUCCGACGUUUAGCCAAGAUACUUAUCAAACAGAAAUAUUUGAAAAUGUCUCGGUAGAUACAACUGUGACAAGAGUGCACGCAAGAGACCCAGAUGAAGGGAUUAAUGGGGAAAUAGAGUACAGCUUCAGCAAAACAUUAGCACGGAAAGUAUACGAGAUAUUUGAAUUAGAUCGCCUAAGUGGACAAAUUAAAUUGAAAGGACAGCUGGAUUUUGAGGAAUCAGAAAUUUAUAAACUUGACGUGCAGGCCUCUGACAAAGGAAUGCCUCCAUUAAUAGGAAGGUGCAGAGUAAUCAUAAAGAUAAAAGAUGUUAAUGACAAUGCACCAGAAAUAGAAGUCACAUCCUUGUCAAAUACAGUGUCUGAAGAAUCAAAACCAGGAACAGUUAUUUCACUGAUCAGUGUAACAGAUAAAGACUCUGGUAUUAAUGGUAAAAUAAUUUCACGUAUAAGUGAGGACGUUCCAUUCGAACUAAAACCUUCCUAUAAGGAAAACACCUAUUCACUUGUCACAAAGGGGUUUCUGGAUCGAGAAGACGUGUCUCGCUAUGAAAUUACAAUAAAAGCUAGUGACUGCGGUGACCCUCCCUUAUCUACGUUUAAAACUCUCAGCAUUCAGAUAUCAGAUGUAAAUGACAACAGUCCACAGUUUUCCCAAAGCCCGUUAUACUUUUACCUGCUAGAAAAUAAUGUUGCAGGGGAGACAGUGUUCUCUGUCAGUGCAACAGAUAAAGAUGUGAAUGAAAAUGCAGCUAUUUCAUAUCAUCUUGUGAGAGAAGCGAGCCAAAAUGACAUAUUGUCCUUCCUAAAUGUAAAUCCAGAAAAUGGACACAUCACAGCACUAAAGAUUUUUGAUUUUGAAACGCUGAAAACUUUCCAAUUCCAAGUUGUUGCCACAGAUUCUGGAGCUCCGUCUCUCAGCACCAACGUCACAGUCAACGUGUUCAUUCUGGAUCAGAACGACAACGCUCCAGUCAUCCUGUAUCCACUCAGCUCCAACGGAUCUGCUGAAGGUGUGGAGGAGAUUCCCCGAAAUGUCAACGCAGGACACUUGGUCACCAAAGUCAGAGCCUAUGACGCUGAUAUAGGAUAUAACGGCUGGUUGCUAUUCUCACUGCAGGAACUCACUGACCACAGUCUCUUUGCUUUGGACCGAUAUACAGGACAAAUCAGAACACUUCGCUCAUUCACAGAGACAGACGAGGCUGAACACAAACUGGUCAUACUGGUCAAAGACAAUGGAAACGUUUCCCUCUCAGCAACAGCUACUGUCAUUGUCAAACUUGUGGAGCCCAAAGAGGCUUUUGCAGCAUCUGAUGUCAAAAGUGCAGCAAAAGUAGAUGAGGAUGAUAAUGUGACAUUUUAUCUGAUGAUAACUUUGGCAUCAGUUUCUGUACUUUUUCUCAUCAGCAUCAUCGUUCUGAUUGCAAUGCAGUGCUCCAAAUCCACAGACUAUACUUCCAAAUAUCUGCAAGAGACUAAUUAUGAUGGGACACUGUGUCACAGCAUCCAGUACAGAUCUGGAGACAAACGCUACAUGUUAGUUGGACCCAGAAUGAGUAUAGGAUCUACUAUAGUUCCUGGAAGUCAUGCAAAUACACUGGUGCUACCUGACAGGAGGAGGGCAUCUGAAGAGGUAAGAUCCACAAUUUAA